This is a messenger RNA of Anolis sagrei ordinatus, 1638 nucleotides long. RefSeq names its product oligodendrocyte transcription factor 1 (gene OLIG1). Gene Ontology annotation, cellular component: nucleus. Gene Ontology annotation, molecular function: DNA-binding transcription factor activity, RNA polymerase II-specific; E-box binding; protein dimerization activity. Lineage: Eukaryota; Metazoa; Chordata; Lepidosauria; Squamata; Anolidae. The record is from RefSeq and is a predicted model, not a curated record. Gene Ontology annotation, biological process: positive regulation of transcription by RNA polymerase II; sensory organ development; axon development.
GCUUGGGGUUUAAAGCGCGCCCUUGCCAGGCGCCCAUUGCUUCCCAUCUCCGGGGGGGAUCCCCUUUUGCCCCCCUCGAGCGAUGGCCGCUUUUCCUCGCCCGCUCUGAAUGCCAGCGCCAUGCUGAGGCAGCCGCCUUUGUACGAGCUGGUGGCUUAUCGGCAGCAACACCAACACCAACAUCCCCCGCAGCAGCAGCAGCUGGGUCCCGUGCUAGUGGUGGGCAAAGCCGAGGUGGCGCCUCCGGACUCGAACCCGCUCCCGGCGAGCGAGCAGCAGCAGCUCCGUCGCAAGAUCAACAGCCGCGAGCGGAAGCGGAUGCAGGACCUGAACCUGGCCAUGGACGCCCUGCGGGAGGUGAUCCUGCCCUACUCGGCGGCGCACUGCCAGAGCUCGCCCGGCAGGAAGCUCUCCAAGAUCGCCACGUUGCUCCUGGCCAGGAACUACAUCCUGCUCCUGGGCAGCUCCUUGCAAGAGCUGAGGAGGAUCCUGGCCGAGGUGAGCGCCUCCCCGGGAGCAGGAGGAGGAGGCAGCCCUCGCCUCCUGCUCGCCGCGGGGCUCCCGCUCUUCGCCCCGGGCCCUCUGCUCCUCGCCUCCCCCGGGAACAUCAGCCACCACCAUCACCACCACCAUCACCCGGGCUCGGGCGGCAACAGCGGAGGCGCGGGCGGGAAAUACCUGGCCUUGGCCCUCGAGGACCCCCAGCAGCCUUCAGCAGCAGGAGGAGCGGCAGCGGCGGGGCUCUGCGCAUGCGCGGGCUGCAAGUUCCCCCACUUGGUGCCCGCCGGACUCAGUUUGGCCCAGUUCGCCAAGUGACAGGCAAAAUAGAGGACUCUCUGGACUAGGACGGAGCUCCUGGGGUCGGACCUGGAUGGAGACUGAAGAAAGAAGAGGGGAUAUAUAUGGAGAGGAGGACAGCAAGUUUGGAGUUUGAAAAAAAAAAGUCAGGGUGCAUAUUCUACAGUGUAGAACAGGUCUGGGCCAACUUAGGCCCUCCAGGUGUUUUGGACUUCAACUCCCACCAUUCCUAACAGCCUCAGACCCCUUUCUUUCCCCCCUCAGCCGCUUAAGCUCAGGAAAGGGCCUGAGGCUGUUAGGAAUGGUGGGAGUUGAAGUCCAAAACACCUGGAGGGCCUAUAUUUACCCAAACCUGUUCUACACUGUAAAAUGAAUGCAGUUUGACACCACUUGAACUGCCAUUGCUCAUUGCUAUGUCAUCUUGGGUGUUGUCUGUGUUUUGAUGAGGCACCAGCCCACUUUGGGCCCUUCCACACCGCCCUUUGUCCCAGAAUAUCAAGGCACAUUAUCUGAGUGUGGACUCAGAUAAACGAGUUAUCUGAAAGAAAAAAAAUAGGAUAAUAACUAUUGCAAAUAGAGGCAGAAGAAUUAUGAAUUUCACAUCCUGUAAAAUCCUGGGAUCUGGAUAUUUAGGGGAGGAUAUUUAGGGUAUUUUCUGCCUUGAUAUUCUGGGAUACAGGGCUGUGUCAAAGGGGCCUUUUGCUAAAGACCUUGUGAAACUACAACUCCCAGGACUCCAUAGCAUUGUGUCAAGCUGCAACAGUUCUACAAUGUAGAUGUGCCCUGUGUGUAGGUGCACCUUGUAUCCACGCAAUAGCAAUUUGACAUCAUAUUCACUGC